Messenger RNA from Zingiber officinale, 2420 nucleotides. RefSeq names its product pentatricopeptide repeat-containing protein At4g14820-like. Gene Ontology annotation, biological process: RNA modification. Gene Ontology annotation, molecular function: protein binding; zinc ion binding; RNA binding. Lineage: Eukaryota; Viridiplantae; Streptophyta; Magnoliopsida; Zingiberales; Zingiberaceae. The coding region runs from base 36 to 2222 and encodes 728 amino acids. The record is from RefSeq and is a predicted model, not a curated record. The transcript has 2 exons.
GCCCUUUAAAUUCAAAGGCUCUGCUUUUGGUGGAUAUGGAGAGUGUUACACAGCCACUCGCCGCCGCUCUCCGGCAAAACCCCCCGCCGCCGACGCCGCCACUGCACCACCGCAUCCUCACCGCUACCGCUCUCCCCCACUUGAAGCAAAUCCACGCUAAAAUCGUCCGUUCUGGCCUCCGCCUCCCGGCCUCGUUCGUCUCCAGACUCCUCGACGCCUCCUACUCCUCCCCUUCCUCGUCCUCGCUCGACUACGUCCUCUCCGUACUAAUCCACUACCACACUUCCAGCUCACCACUAGUCAACCGCUCGCUCUGCACCCUCGCCCGCGCAGCCCACCCCCCGUGGACACUCGCCACCUAUGGUCGUCUCCGCCGGGCUGGCAUCGGAAUCGACCGCUUCAGCUUGCCUGCGGUUCUUCGAGCAGCGGCGAAGUGUCGAGAUACGACGAGCGCGGUGGUUCGUGAGGUGCAUGGGCUCUCCGCCAAGAUGGGGUUCGACGCGGACGCCUUCGUCCAAACAGCGGUGGUGGGUGCGUACGCGGCGCUUGGGCAGACCGCGGAUGCCCGCGGGGUGUUCGACCGAAUGAUUCAUCGGGACCUUGUAGCGUGGAGCGUCAUGCUAGAUGGCUAUUGUCAGAGUGGUUGCUACAAUGAAGCUCUGCUGCUUUUUGAUGAAAUGAGAAGCUCUGGCGUAGUUCCUGAUACGGUGAUCCUUGCUACCAUUCUGUCAGCAUGUGGGCGGGCUAAAAAUUUGGCGCUGGGUGAGGCAGUGCACUCAUUUAUCCUAGAAUCUAACAUCUCCUUUGAUGCCUACCUUCAUAGCACACUUAUCAGCAUGUAUGCAAAUUGUGGAUUAAUUGACACUGCCCAGAGUUUGUAUGAUGAGAUGUUGCCUAAAAAUCAAGUAGCAUCGACUGCAAUGUUCUUUGCAUAUGCCAAGCUUGGCCAGAUCGAAACUGCACGAAAUAUCUUCGACCAGAUGGCCGAUAAGGACCUUGUGUGUUGGACUGCAAUGAUAUCAGGGUAUGCUGAGAGUGACCAGCCAAAUGCAGCUCUCAAGUUGUUUAACGAGAUGCAACUCUUGGGUGUGAAGCCUGAUGAAAUUACCAUGUUGAGCGUCAUCUCUGCUUGUGCUAAUUUGGGUGCUUUAGAUCAAGCCAAAGGGGUUCAUAUCUUUGUGAACAGGAAUGGGUUUGAUCAUGUUUUGUCAAUAAGGAAUGCUCUGAUUGACAUGUAUUCCAAGUGUGGAAGCUUGGCUGAUGCAUGCAGAGUUUUUAAUGAGAUAACUGGUAAGAAUGUGAUUACAUGGACAAGCAUGAUCACUGGAUUUGCAUUGCAUGGAAAUGGAAGGUCUGCAAUAGCUCUCUUUGAUCAAAUGGUUGCAGAGGGGAUCAUGCCCAAUGGAGUUACAUUUAUCAGCUUGUUAUAUGCUUGUAGUCACACAGGCUUAGUUGAAGAGGGUCGCAGGAUAUUUCAAUCCAUGGUUGAUGUUUACAACAUUGAACCAAAGCACGAACACUAUAGCUGCAUGGUGGAUCUCCUUGGACGCGCCAAACUUCUUCAAGAAGCACUUGAAUUGAUAGAGUCAAUGCCAUUUGCCCCAAAUGUGGUGGUUUGGGGGUCUCUAUUAGGAGCUUGCAAGAUCCAUGGCGACAUUGAGCUUGGAGAGCUUGUGGCAAAGAAGCUACUAGAGCUCAACCCAGAUCAUGAUGGCGCGUAUGUGCUCCUGUCUAACAUAUAUGCUAAAGCUAGCCGGUGGGAUGAUGUUAGGCAGGUGAGGAAGUUAAUGAAGAAUAAAGGGGUACUGAAGGAAGCAGGAUUUAGUUGGAUCGAACUUAAUGGUCAUGUUCAUGAGUUUAUGAUGGGAGAUAAGUCUCAUCCAAGAUCAAGUGAUAUUUAUGGAACGUUGGAUGAAGUUGUAAAGGAAUUAGAACUUGUGGGUUAUUCUCCCGACACAAAGGCCGUCUUAGUUGAUUUGGAAGAGGAAGAGAAAAGGGAAGCUGUUCUCUUGCAUAGUGAGAAACUGGCUCUUUCUCUUGGACUCAUCAACUCUACAAGAGGUUCUUGUAUUCGUAUAGCAAAGAAUCUUAGGAUUUGUGAAGACUGUCACUCUUUCAUGAAGUUGGCUUCGAAGGUGUUUGAGAGAGAGAUUGUGUUGAGAGACAGGACUAGGUUCCACCAUUUCAAAGAUGGGGUUUGCUCUUGUGGAGACUACUGGUGAGGUGCAGUUCUUUGGUUGCAUUGUAACUUGAGUUAUGGCAAUGGUAGUUAAUUGAUUGCAUUCAAUUGUAAGCUUCCAUCAUAUGUGAGACACAUAUUAGUGUGAUGGUAUGCAUCACUUGGUAGCAUGAUUGUUGGCUUCUCUGAAAUUGCCCAGUGAUAUUACGGCUUCAUGUUAAUGAAAGAUAUUAUCAUACCA